Molecule: messenger RNA, 4545 nt
Organism: Carlito syrichta (Philippine tarsier)
Lineage: Eukaryota; Metazoa; Chordata; Mammalia; Primates; Tarsiidae
Gene: PTPN4
Product: protein tyrosine phosphatase, non-receptor type 4
Exons: 27
Coding region: 1-3147 (1048 amino acids)
Biological process (GO): protein dephosphorylation
Cellular component (GO): cytoplasmic side of plasma membrane; cytoskeleton; cytoplasm
Molecular function (GO): cytoskeletal protein binding; protein tyrosine phosphatase activity
Source: RefSeq, a predicted model, not a curated record
AUGGCUGCCUGCCUCAGGGCAGACGGCAGGAGACUUACGGCGGGCAGGACAUCUCGGUGGCAGGAGAGGUGGCAGCGAUCCCAGCAGAUCUUCCCUGAAGGGGCUUCAAGGACUGAAGUUGUGGAUCGCCUCCGGCCCGGGUGGUGUGAUGUGCUACCGGCAGCGGUGGCAGCGGCUGCAGCGGGUGGCUGCGUUGCAGUGGGGUGCAGAGCGCUGCGAUGCCCCAGCUGUGGCAACGGCAGAACUCCGUAUGAAGAGCAGGCUGCGAUGUUGGGGUCUGUAGCCCCCGGGGCGAGAGUCAAAGACCCACUGCAGUUCUCCUUUGCAGAGGUUUUCACAGACCGGGUUGCCCCGUUGCCAUCUUACUGGAAGUCCUCCCAUUUUUCUUUCUUGAUGAAACAUGAUCAGGGGCAAGUUCUGUUGGAUACUGUCUUCAAACAUCUUGAUUUGACUGAGCAAGACUACUUUGGUUUACAGUUGGCUGAUGAUACCACAGAUAACCCAAAACAUGAUCAGGGGCAAGUUCUGUUGGAUACUGUCUUCAAACAUCUUGAUUUGACUGAGCAAGACUACUUUGGUUUACAGUUGGCUGAUGAUACCACAGAUAACCCAAGGUGGCUGGAUCCAAACAAACCAAUAAGGAAGCAGCUAAAGAGAGGAUCCCCUUACAGUUUGAACUUUAGAGUCAAAUUUUUUGUAAGUGAUCCCAACAAGUUACAAGAAGAAUAUACAAGGUACCAGUAUUUUUUGCAAAUUAAACAAGACAUUCUUACUGGAAGAUUGCCUUGUCCUUAUAAUACUGCUGCCCUCUUAGCUUCAUUUGCUGUUCAGUCUGAACUUGGGGACUACAGUCAGUCAGAGAACUUGCCAGACUACCUCUCAGAUUAUUCUUUCAUUCCUAAUCAACCUCAAGAUUUUGAAAAAGAAAUUGCAAAAUUACAUCAGCAACAUAUAGGCUUAUCUCCUGCAGAAGCAGAAUUUAAUUACCUAAACACAGCACGUACCUUAGAACUCUAUGGAGUUGAAUUCCACUAUGCAAGGGAUCAAAGUAACAAUGAAAUUACAAUUGGAGUGAUGUCAGGAGGAAUUCUGAUUUAUAAGAACAGGGUGCGAAUGAAUACCUUUCCAUGGUUGAAGAUUGUAAAAAUUUCUUUUAAGUGCAAACAGUUUUUUAUUCAACUCAGAAAAGAAUUGCAUGAAUCUAGAGAAACAUUAUUGGGAUUUAAUAUGGUGAAUUACAGAGCAUGUAAAAAUUUGUGGAAAGCGUGUGUAGAACAUCACACAUUCUUCCGUUUGGACAGACCACUUCCACCUCAAAAGAAUUUUUUUGCACAUUAUUUUACAUUAGGUUCAAAAUUCCGGUACUGUGGGAGAACUGAAGUCCAGUCAGUUCAGUAUGGCAAAGAAAAGGCAAAUAAAGACAGGGUAUUUGCAAGAUCCCCAAGUAAACCCUUGGCACGGAAAUUAAUGGAUUGGGAAGUAGUAAGCAGAAAUUCAUUAUCUGAUGACAGGUUAGAAACACAGAGCCUUCCAUCACGGUCUCCACCUGGAACUCCUAAUCAUCGAAAUUCUGCAUUCACACAAGAAGGAACCCGGUUACGACCAUCUUCAGUUGGUCAUUUGGUGGACCAUGUGGUUCACACUUCCCCAAGUGAAGUAUUUGUGAAUCAGAGAUCACCAUCAUCAACACAAGCUAAUAGCAUUGUUUUGGAACCAUCACCGUCACAAGAGACCCCUGGAGAAGGACAGCCUCCAGCUUUACCACCCAAACAAUCUAAGAAAAACAGUUGGAACCAAAUUCACUAUUCACAUUCUCAACAAGAUCUGGAAAAUCAUAUUAAUGAAACAUUUGAUGUUCCAUCGUCCCCUGAAAAACCUACUCCUAAUGGUGGUAUUCCACAUGAUAAUCUUGUGCUAAUCAGAAUGAAACCUGAUGAAAAUGGAAGAUUUGGGUUCAAUGUAAAGGGAGGAUAUGACCAGAAGAUGCCUGUGAUUGUGUCCCGAGUAGCACCAGGAACACCUGCUGACCUCUGUGUCCCUCGAUUGAAUGAAGGGGACCAAGUUGUACUGAUCAAUGGUCGGGACAUUGCAGAGCAUACCCAUGAUCAGGUUGUCCUAUUUAUUAAAGCUAGCUGUGAGAGACAUUCUGGGGAACUCAUGCUUCUAGUUCGACCUAAUGCUGUGUAUGAUGUAGUGGAAGAAAAGUUAGAAAAUGAGCCAGACUUUCAGUAUAUUCCUGAGAAAGCCCCACUAGAUAGUAUCCAUCAGGAUGACCAUUCCCUGCGGGAGUCAAUGAUCCAGCUGGCUGAGGGGCUUAUCACUGGAACAGUCCUGACACAAUUUGAUCAACUUUAUCGGAAAAAACCUGGAAUGACAAUGUCUUGUGCCAAAUUACCUCAGAACAUUUCCAAAAAUAGAUACAGAGAUAUUUCGCCUUAUGAUGCUACACGGGUCAUUUUAAAAGGUAAUGAAGACUACAUCAAUGCAAACUACAUAAAUAUGGAAAUUCCUUCUUCCAGCAUUAUAAAUCAGUACAUUGCUUGCCAAGGGCCAUUACCACACACUUGCACAGAUUUCUGGCAGAUGACUUGGGAGCAAGGCUCCUCCAUGGUUGUAAUGUUGACCACACAAGUUGAACGUGGCAGAGUGAAAUGUCACCAAUAUUGGCCAGAACCCACAGGAAGUUCAUCCUAUGGAAGCUACCAAGUUACCUGCCACUCGGAAGAAGGGAACGCGGCCUAUGUCUUCAGGAAGAUGACGCUGUUUAACCAAGAGAAAAAUGAGAGUCGUCAACUCACUCAAAUCCAGUACAUAGCCUGGCCUGACCAUGGAGUCCCUGAUGAUUCAAGUGACUUCCUGGAUUUUGUUUGUCAUGUACGAAAUAAGAGGGCCGGCAGAGAAGAACCUGUUGUUGUUCAUUGCAGUGCUGGAAUCGGAAGAACUGGGGUUCUUAUUACUAUGGAAACAGCCAUGUGUCUCAUUGAAUGCAACCAGCCAGUUUAUCCACUAGACAUUGUAAGAACAAUGAGAGAUCAACGAGCCAUGAUGAUUCAAACACCUAGUCAAUACAGAUUUGUAUGUGAAGCUAUUUUGAAAGUUUAUGAAGAAGGCUUUGUUAAACCUUUAACAACAUCAUCAAAUAAAUAAGAACUCAAAAGGUCUGGGAUAUGUGUUGGAAAACUGCUUUUCCUUAUAUUCACUAUGCCGUAAUACUGCUUGCAGGAAAUGGCAUCUAACAAAAAAAUGAAGAACUCAAAAAAACUUUGAAAACUUCAGCACUGUUGCACUUUAUGUUUAAAAAAGUUACUCUUUCAAAUCUAUAACUCGUGUGUUUGAAGACUGUUUCAUGCUUUGCUCCGAACAAAUAGUGAAUAACUGAGUAUGUUCAGGGUAAUUUAUGAAAUUUUGUGGUGGUGCCAUGCAGUCCCCUUUUGAUAGAAUUGCCACAAACAAGGCUCAUUAUCAUCUCUGUCAUACGCUUGUAUCUUGAAAGCAACAAGAAGGAAACAUCAAGAGUCAGCUCUGGUCUUUUCCAAUGGUUCACGUACUUACUUAUAAUGAUUGCCAGAUUUUAUUUUUUAAAAUUUAGCAAUAUCAUUCUUAAUAUUAGCCAAUACACUGCCUAUGGAUGCAGCACAUUUUUUCCUCCACGCCCCCUCUAGAGACCUGCUGUUCAAAAGAAGAAAGAUGGAAUUCGCUGUUCCCAGGAAAUGCUGCACAUUGUCCAUUUACCAGCAUCUUAUAGAAAGUAUGAAUAUGAAUCUACAGAUUUUCUUGGAUUUAAUAAUGUAACUUAUAUUUAUCAUAAGGUUGGCUUAUUCCAAAUCAUGUGAUUUCAUAUACUUGAUGUAAAGGAAUGCAUGCAUUGUGUCUUAACCCCUUAAGUGCCUUGAGACAUCUUUGUAUGUCUAACGAAAAGGCACUCAUUUGACCCCGCUAGGAGGUUUGUAUGUAUAUUGUACAUUCUUACAUUUAUAUGCAUUUUGAAUAAGUUCACAUUUUAAAAAACAGCUUCUUAUGUUGAGUGUUAUACAGUCAAAGAAGAGUAAGGAAAUUGUAUUUCUUACUCAAUACUUGUGAUUUGCUAUAAGAAGCAAAGAUAGUUUGUGUUCUACUGAGUGCACCUCUGCUGCUAUGGAAUUGUUCAAAGUCUGCACAUUCCUUUACUAAAGGACAGGGGUUACAGUUUAGCAGCUCAACUUUAAAAGACGCUUUAUUCUUCAAAUUUUAUAUUUAUUUUUAUCCCUAACUUUAGAAAUGAUGACUUAACAUGCACAUUGAUGUUAAGCAUAUUAAGACUCCAAAAUUAGAGCAAUUAAUUGUGAUUUAUCCCAUCUAUAGCUAAAAUAUUACUCAACUGGACUCAUUUUAGUUAAUAUCAAGGUUUGUUCACACUGGUCUAUUGAUUGGGAUUCUUCAAAUGAGGAAUGAAACAUUAUGACUUAUUUCUAAAUGUAAUCCCUCAUUAACUUCUUGUCAUCUUUAUGUACAAUUAAAUUAUUCCAUUUUUAUAUGCUUAUUAAACUAUAAGCUUGUUAAUAAGGA